UGUGUGUGUGUGUGCGUGUGCGUGUGUGUGUGGGGCGUUCACUCUUUCUCCUGCCACACUAACAACACGUUGCAGCAGCGUCGGCCCACGAACAAAAAGCAGCAGAGCCGCGGGAGGUGAGACGACUUGGUGCUGGAAGCAGGCAGAGUGGCCCAGCGCGACUGCGAGACUCAGCGGGGGAACUCAGCCUGACAUUCACGCUUCCUGCUCCCCGGAGCCCGGCCCGCCUGUCCGUCUCUGCCACACUGUUUUGUCUCCCUUUCGUUCACCUCAGCCGCUGAGAUUCCUGCACCUGCCUUUCUACCCCUCGGCAGGGGCACCAGAGGGGGGGUCCUUUUCUCUUUUCAUCCACCUGUGCCGACGAGAUGUCAGACGACGAGUGCCGCUCGCCCAUCGGCCUGGACUGCUGCAGUUGCUGCCUGGACCUGGCCAACGGCUGCGAUGACCCCAUCGGGGGCCUCGGCGCCACGCCGGGGAGCCCCACCAGCCCCAUCGCCAAUCACUUCCGCCGGCUACGCAGCCAGCUGAUGUACCAGAACACGGACAAGCUGAACAACAUCAUGAGGCAGGACUCCCUGGAAUCGGUGGUGAGGGACCCCUGCUUCCUGCUGAACGAGGGGAUCUGCAACAGCAACAUCGACCAGACCAUGUUGUCGAUACUACUCUUCUUUCACAGUGCCUCUGGUGCUAGCGUGGUGGCCAUCGACAACAAGAUCGAGCAGGCGAUGGAUCUUGUCAAGAACCACCUGAUGUAUGCGGUGCGUGAGGAGGUGGAGGUCCUCAAAGAGCAGAUCAAAGAGCUGGCGGAGAAGAACAACCAGCUGGAACGGGAGAACUACCUGCUGAAGAACCUGGCCAGUCCCGAGCAGAUGGAGAAGUUCCAGUCCCGCAUCCCGGCAGACGCUCUGUUACCGCUGGACAAUCGGAGCGCCCAGGUGACCCCGGAGCACCUGCUGCAGCCCCGCGGCCUCGGCGCUGGCUCCGCUGUAUAAGUGGCUCUGCCUUGGGGCGGGUAGAGCCACUGUCUCUUUACAGUAAUGGACCUCCAUUUGAACGUAAGCGUUACGACGUAUUGCCGCCGAGAAGCCUUCACAGCGAGGGCGACGCGCCGGGGCUGUGAGUGACCGAUGGGACGCUAACGAACUGUUGAGACCGACGAGCACGCUGCAGAACUCGAGACGCUCUGAGCGGUGGCGCGUGUCGGGACCUCCGAUGCCGUCCAACUCUUUGUCGUAGACAAAAGCGCUGGGGAGGGUGGUGGGGGGGGGGUGCCGAUAGGCACCGACGAGCGCUUGCUUUCAGACGGCAGGGAUGUGCUUUCCCUGCCCAGACGAACCCUUCUAGCAAACGCCCUUUUCUCCAGAGAGGGUGGGCGGGCCGGGGGGGGCAAGGAAGUGUCGAUCGGGCCGGCCCUGUGCGGGGGCUGACUUGGGGGGAUCGCUGACCCAGAGGCGAGUCUGAGGCGGUCCUCCACGUCUCAGCUAGGAAAGCCCCGCCGGAGUGGAUUUGUCCGAUCCAACAUGCAGCCCCCACCCCGUCUCCCCUCCCCAGCGGGACAUUCCAGCCCCAUAACGGCUUUUCCUGUACCUAAAAUGUAUUGCUGUGUUUGUGUAAUCGAAGCGUAGCAGGAAUAAUCAGGAUAAGCUAAUGGAACGGAGGUGGAGCCAAGUCACAGCUGAUGGACUGCUGCAGUAGACUGACCAGGAUACUGAAAUGACUCGUAAAAAUGUAAUCUUUCAUUGCCUGAUGAUGAUGAUAAAGAUGCACUCCUGAUUUUAGCAGCAUCUGGUCUGUUACUCGCUCGGAUGUUUGAAGACUAUGGCAUGACAACAUUGCCUGUCCUUAGUAAGAGAGGAACACAUUUCCACACUGAACUCUGUUGUUGUUGUUGUUGUUGUUGGUUUUUAUAGCUACCUAAGACUUUGCCCCUUUUUUUUUUUUCUCAACGACUGAAGCCGAGCAAACCAAGACCAUGUGUAAACCGUCACAGGGUGAAACCUAUUUUUUAGCUAGUGCUAAAGUUUUGAUGUGUUUUGUAAAGAUAACGGCAUUGUUGCUGUAAAGUAUCCUUGUAAAAGUGGUUCACUAUGGUGUUUGGAUGCAACUGCACAUUUGCAAUAAACCUUAUGUUUACAUAAUGCCAAA
Molecule: messenger RNA, 2145 nt
Organism: Gasterosteus aculeatus aculeatus (three-spined stickleback)
Lineage: Eukaryota; Metazoa; Chordata; Actinopteri; Perciformes; Gasterosteidae
Gene: tsc22d3
Product: TSC22 domain family, member 3
Biological process (GO): regulation of transcription by RNA polymerase II
Source: RefSeq, a predicted model, not a curated record